Molecule: messenger RNA, 2844 nt
Organism: Daldinia decipiens
Lineage: Eukaryota; Fungi; Ascomycota; Sordariomycetes; Xylariales; Hypoxylaceae
Product: transmembrane amino acid transporter protein-domain-containing protein
Exons: 3
Coding region: 229-2523 (764 amino acids)
Biological process (GO): amino acid transmembrane transport
Molecular function (GO): amino acid transmembrane transporter activity
Source: RefSeq, a predicted model, not a curated record
UUAACUAGUUUAUCUACCUAACACAUAACACACCUUAUCCAAUAUUUCUCUCUACCGCCUUCUUUUCCAUCGCAUCAUCUUGUAGCCUUCCUAUUUGCAUCUACUACUCCGGGUUCUAAUCUUCGUGUUUCGUGUUCAAAUAUUCAUCUCCAGCCUCUUCGCCGCUAAUUCCGACGCUGCUCAUACCUCAAUGCUUCGUUGUCAUCGACCAUUAUCCUAAACUUUACCAUGGCGAAUUCCGAUCAGGAAAGAAGCGCAACACCGCAGCCUGGAGCCUCUUCUGGUGUGCAAUUAUCAUCCUCUCCAACUUCCGGUCGUAUGUAUGGAACUUCGGCGCCUCGCGCUGAUGUUACCGCUCGCUUGGCUUCCCCCGUACCGUCUUAUGCUUUCGGAACUCCGCCAUCUCAACGACCUCAGGGUGCAGCUCGAAACGAAGAAAUCGUUGAGAAUGUAGGUCCACUUGCCGGUGCUGGUCAGAGUUCUAUGGGCCCCGGAGUGUCUGCUCUCGCUGCAGCGCUUUCAAAUUCUAUAGGGACAUCACCCCCAAGAUUUGGCACUCCACCGAUACGAUCUUCAUCGCCGGCGGGAACUGGUUCGGGGCUACAGCCAUCCAUAACGCCAACCAACUAUGGCUCCUUCGAAACAAGGUCGAGACACUUGCAGGGCGGCGCUUUGGGCGCCUACGAAGAUCCCGAGAUUAUCAAGCGGCAUUUAGUCCAACCUACCGACACUACGGAUUCUGCAUCCAACAAUGGUGACAAUUCCAAAGGCAAGCAGGUCGGCGAUUCCGUGGGGCCGGGGCGCGACGAUGAAGAAUUCUCUAGUCUUAAGUUACAGGGAGGAGAUAUAACGCGCCAGAUCUAUAAAUGGACUGAAGACGCAGAAGGCCGUAACCGACCUCAGCGCAGCAAGAGUUUCAGCCAACCUAGGGACGAGCCCGAGAGUGAAGUCCUCGAUAUAAACACCAUCAAGGUCCCCGGCGGAUUUAGGCGGAACUAUCUGAGGAGAGCGGCGCGUAGCCCGCACCUAGACUCUGAUGGAUUAGGAGCUGGGGAAGGGACGUCGAGGGGGAGGCGAGAACCUCAGUUACUUACCAGCAAUUUCUUGGAGUUUUUGUCUAUCUAUGGCCACUUCGCAGGUGAAGAGCUGGAAGAGGACGACGAAGUAUUGGGUCCUGGCGAGUACUUCUCUUCUGGAGAGAGCGACGAUUUCUACGAUAGUGAAGAAGAGAGAGAGCCGAUGGAAGACAGUGCCCUGCUGACACCAUCUAAGCGCAAGAGGAGACGAAGGGUUCGUGGUGGUAGCGGGAAUAAUACCCCCUUUAAUGCGGCCCUACUCCUCCUGAAAUCGUUUGUGGGCACGGGUGUUUUGUUUCUGCCUCGUGCUUACUUCAACGGUGGUAUGCUUUUCAGCAACUUGGUUCUAAUCUUCGUUGCGGCGUUGAGCUACUACUGCUUCGUGUUGCUUGUUACUACACGAUUAAAAGUCGAAAGGUCAUUUGGUGAUAUCGGUGGAAUUUUAUAUGGCGAUUGGAUGAGAAAACUGAUCUUGUUUUCGAUCGUCAUUAGCCAAAUCGGAUUUGUCGCUGCAUACAUUGUAUUCACGGCUGAAAAUCUACAGGCCUUCAUUCUUGCCGUUUCCGACUGCAACACAAAUAUUCGAAUUACCUGGCUGAUCCUGAUGCAAAUGAUCAUCUUCUUGCCGUUCUCUCUGUUCCGAGACAUCGGGAAGCUUGGUUUCACAGCUUUAAUAGCGGAUGCCUUUAUUGUCAUCGGCCUUGCGUACCUUUUCUACUAUGACAUCCUUACCCUAAGUACACACGGCAUAGCAGAUAUCAUUCAGUUUAACCAAAAGGAUUGGACACUCUUCAUCGGUACCGCCAUUUUCACAUUCGAAGGAAUCGGUCUUAUUAUCCCCAUUCAGGAAUCGAUGAGGUCGCCGUCCAAGUUCCCUAAGGUCAUGUUCUACGUUAUGAUAAUCAUCUCCGUCCUUUUUAUUACCAUGGGUGCGGUAUCUUAUGCCGCGUACGGGUCGAAGACGGAGACAGUUGUUCUCCUCAAUCUACCUCAGGACAACAAGCUCGUCAACGGUGUCCAGUUCUUAUACUCACUCGCUAUUCUUCUAUCAACACCCCUGCAGAUUUUCCCAGCUAUUCGUAUUACGGAGAACGCCCUCUUCACAAAAAGCGGCAAGUACAACCCGUACAUUAAGUGGCAGAAGAAUAUGUUCCGUUUCUUGGUUGUCUUCCUCUGCGCGUUCAUUGCAUGGGGAGGCGCGGACGAUCUGGACAAGUUCGUUGCUCUCGUCGGAAACUUCGCCUGUAUCCCUCUCGUGUAUAUCUACCCCCCGCUGCUUCAUUAUAAGGGGGUAGCGAGAAGCAGGACGCGGAAGGUAACCGACAUCCUUCUCUGCAUUUUCGGAUUCAUAGCAAUGGCAUAUACCACUAGUUUGACGGUGAUCAGCUGGGCUAGCGGUCCUUCCGGCCCAAGCCUACCGAAGUACUGCGACCCUCAUAAGCUAUAAUACCCUGAGAGGGUGGAGGAAUGAUGGGAUAGCUGUGUAUUAUAUCUUGCAUUGGCAGCGUUGGGAGAUUGAUGCAACAGAAUUAGAAAUAUUUUAUCCUCGUAAGAGAUGAGCUUUUGAUAUACCUAUGUUGAAAUAGAGCUCGCAUGGCUUUUUAACAUAGGUACCUACCCAUCUAGGGUUUGGGAUUGCUUCGUUAUGGGUGCAAAUGCCUCUAAGUUGUUAUACGUCUGUUGACUGGGUAUCUGCGUGUGUGUGUAUGGUUAGAUUUCUGAAAAUAGGGGAGCAUGGUCUACUAAAAUAUAAUUGCAUCUAUCAGAA